Messenger RNA from Cynara cardunculus var. scolymus (artichoke), 821 nucleotides. RefSeq names its product probable NADH dehydrogenase [ubiquinone] 1 alpha subcomplex subunit 12. Bases 67 to 543 code for a protein of 158 amino acids. The transcript has 5 exons. Gene Ontology annotation, biological process: response to oxidative stress; mitochondrial respiratory chain complex I assembly. The record is from RefSeq and is a predicted model, not a curated record. Lineage: Eukaryota; Viridiplantae; Streptophyta; Magnoliopsida; Asterales; Asteraceae. Gene Ontology annotation, cellular component: membrane.
GGCAUCGAGGAUCCUUUUGAAAGGCGAGGCGAUCGGCCAAAGCAGAGGUAAAGAAAGGGGGGAAAAAUGGCUUCCGUGGUGAAGAACAUUCUGAAGAGCGUCAGAGAGAAGGGUCUCGUAAAUUUCGCAAGGGAGCUUCGUGAAGAAGGAUUUCUGAAUUGUCUUUCGGAUGGAAAUCUUUUGCAAACUAAGAUUCACAACAUAGGUGCCACAGUAGUGGGUGUCGACAAAUUUGGCAAUAAAUACUACGAGAAGCUUGGUGACACGCAAUAUGGAAGACACAGGUGGGUGGAAUAUGCUUCCAAGGACCGUUACAAUGCUUCUCAGGUCCCACCGGAAUGGCAUGGUUGGCUGCACUUUAUAACUGAUCACACAGGAGACGAGCUACUAAUGCUUAAACCAAAGAGGUAUGGAUUGGAUCACAAGGAGAACUUCUCAGGGGAAGGAGAUGAAUACAUCUACCAUUCCAAGGGACACACAUUGAACCCUGGCCAGAGAGACUGGACCAGGUAUCAGUCAUGGCAACCCACCAAGACCCAAUAAUUUCAUAGUUUCUUGUUUUUUUUAUAAAACCAAUCGUUUGGAUACCCAUCAAUAAGCAGCAGCAGCGGCUUUGUGUGGUUGAAAAUAACGAAACAAAACUCGAGCAUCAAGUCGUUUCUUUGUUUCCUGUUAAGUAUAUUUAGGAAGGUUAUAUGAUUGCAUUUUGCAGUCCAUUUAGAAAGUCAUCUCUUGUUUCAUGUAUUGAAAGUGAAGUCCUUUUCUUGUUAUUACUGUGUUGAAUUUGAGUGCAUGAAGUAUAAGACUUGAAGUUUCCCACC